GCCUCGUGUAAGUGCCACCCUUUGAACAGAAACAAUGAGGACACUCGGUCUUCUUCUUCUUCUUGUCAUUGCUGGUAUCCAUGGACAGCCUUCAGCAGAAACACCUGAUGAUUUUAGGCUUCCUGAAAAUCGCUGGGUGAAUGACUUUGAUGGCGAACUGUCUUUUACUUGCCCCACAUUUGAAACAAUUAAUACAAUUAUCAGUCAGCAUAACAAUCACCAUGAGGAUCGUCAAUGGGAUUUCCUAUGUCGGACGUCAUUCAGCCAGCAGCCUUUUUGUACGUGGAGCAACUACGUGAAUAACUUUGAUGAAGAAUUCACCUUCACCUGCCCAUUUAACUCCAUUAUUAGUGGUGUAAAGUCUUACCACCAGAACCAUGAAGAGGAUAGGAGAUGGAGAUUUUACUGCUGCCACGCUGAAAAUGUCUGCCUCCAAAACUCUGUCUGGACAAACUACAUGAAUAUUUUCGACGGGUACUUCAGUUGGCAAGUUCCAGACUCCAGCUACCUUGUCAGCGUCUCCAGCUACCAUGAUAACCAUUACGAGGACCGUCGAUGGAAGUACCAAUACUGUGGGCAACAGGAAUGCUAAUGGAAUGAGGGCUGGUCGGCGAAAUGUUCACCAGCAUUUAGAUGAUUUACUCAGAGAUAUACAACGUAUUUCGAACAUGUAAAAAGUAAAGUGUUAGACUGCAGAAAUAUUAGAUUUCACAAAUACCAUUUCGAAGCAAAUAUGAUGGAUUGGAAGUAGGAAAUGGAACGUAUUUCCAUGUUUUAUGGAUAGCAUUGGAACUGUCAGCUUGGAGAACAAUAAGAGAAAAAGGUAGCACAAUGGAUCUCUCAAAGGGUGAUUGUGUCUUAAGUGCAGCAAAAAAAAAAAAAUUCUGUUUGGUCUGUGUGCGUCAUUUCAGUUUCCCACGCUAACCAAUCUUCUCCUUUCUCUGAAGUGGGAAUGACAACUUGGUUUUAGUGGGAUACAGGUCAAACCCAGUCAAAUGUGACGAGCUUAGGUGGGCACCCAGAGCAGUACAGGUAACUUGGGCUGAAGGGCGUGUUUUUCUGCUGUAUUACUGUACCUUAGUAGUUCUUCAAAGCCAUAACCCUAACUGUUAGGGGUUGCCUUAUGGUAUCCAAUUAUACAAGGAGUGAUCUGCGUCAGCCCAAGAGAAUAGUGUGAGGCUGUAAAUAUUUAUAGCAAUUCAUUUCACAUCUAAUCCUUGUUUUGUGGAUUUAAAAUUGCAACAAUUGUUUAGGCUUGAGGAUGUCUUAAAGCUGGCUAUCUCGCAUUUUUGGCCGCAUUAUAAAUCAUUCAGAUCAUUAUACAUCAUUUCUUACCUUUGAUAAAUCACUUUGUCUUUCUUAUUCAGAAUUGCCUUUCUUAAAUUAUUUCAACAGGGAAACAUAAACUUUGUGAAACUCAAGACAAAACAACCCAUCACCAAGCAUAGUGCAAUUUUGUUUUCAUCUCAAAUCAGAGUUCAGUUUACAUUAUGCAGUAUAAUAUAUACUUCUGUAAUUCACAGUUUUUUCCUCUCUCUAUUAUUAUGUAUCGCAUUGUACUGGUGCCUCAAUGUUAAUAAAAUCCAUGACAUAUGCUGGUGAUAUUAAACUUGAUUCCGAUUCACUGUAAUGGAAUUGAAUGAACCAAACUGCUCAUAAGGCAUAUGUAGCACAAGAGAACUGUGCACUGUAGCCAAAUCAAUGUGUUAAUUUAGAGUGUAGACAACAUGACAAGAUCUGAGUAAGUUGCCCAGACACAAUACUGAGGUGGUUGGUAAAAUGGGAAUUGUGUGACAAACAACUAGUCAGUUUUAUUUGCAUGUCUAGUUAGAUUAUGCUGAUGGUCACCAGCUGGAGUGAGGAUGGGGUUGUGGAACUGUGGCAUGAUGGCAGUGGGUCAUUAAAGUUCCAAUUUGUGGUUCCUUUACAGAAAGUGAAGGAGUCUUGGCACAGGGAGGUAUUGGAACAGGAGAGGCAACGAUAAUUAUGAAGGUCUCCACUGUUCGAAAUUCCCAUUUUCCACUUCUCUUAUGAAGUUUCAUUCAUUCUUCCCCUCAUAUAUUUGACAUCCAUUGCAAUAUUGCAACUCUACAGACUGCAGUAGAAAACUGCAGAAUAUAACACUUCAUUUCAAUUGUUGUCUUCUUAUAAACACUGUAAGAUUUGACCUUCUGUUCCUUAAAGUUUCCAGAAGAAUAUAGGGUAACUGUCAUUAAUUGGCAUAUGUUUAUGAAAGAGAAAACACAUAGAGAACAUCAAUAUACAAAGUUCAGAUGAACAGCUUUAAGAACUGCACUGCAUCAAUGAAUGAAGAGGGUUCAAUUUACAUGUAUGAGGCUACUGGAACUUGUGCAUCCAGCAUGUGUUGGGUCAUUCAAUGCUCCAUAACACUAUCUAGGUCAGAAAUAGAGAGAGUCCAGGUCAGAAAUUGUACCCCUGACCUUAUUACCACUGUGGCUCUUGGCUUGCAGAUAUUUCAGAUACAGACCAAAUAUAACUUUGAUAUUAUGAUGGGCAGUUGAAAACAGAUCUUUUGUUUAUGACUGCCGGGUCCACGAAGAUCCAGUGAAUAAGCAGGUACUCAUGUAAUCACUUUGGGCUCGUGGAGGAGGAGACACAAACCAAUGCCUUGAGUACCUAAAUGGCGGAAAAGGGGAGAACACAAACAAGAGAAAAUCUGCAGAUGUUGGAAAUCCAAGCAACACACACAAGGCUUCUCAUCUUUCUUUCCAGUCCUGAUGAAGGGUCUCGGCCCGAAACAUUGACUGUUUACUCUUUUCCCUCCAUGCCGCCUGGCCUGCUGAGUUCCGUCGGCAUUUUGUGUGUGUUGAAAAGGUGAUAAGCUGCUUCAUAUUUUACGUAUGUUAUGUGGGCAUUUAAUAUUUUCAUAGCCCAAUAUACACACUCUCACUGGCUGAGGUAUCUCGAGUAUGUGCAUGCAGUUUGGCCCUUGAGUCACAGUUGCUCAUUUUGUGCAAUGCCACUGCAGACAGAAAGCUGCAUUUGGGUGAAGUGAUCCUCAGUGAGGUUGACUCUGGGAAAUGUGGCACUAGGAACUCCAAUGCCAGAGAUGCAGUACAUAUUAGUUUUACAAGAACUCUCUGUCUGCUGUAUGCCACAAAUAGUCAUCAUAUCAACAGGUAAACCUUUACCACCACCUAACACAACUAGUGCAGAGGAGAUGGUAUAGGGUGCCCUUGUACUUGUGUUCCUAAAUGCUGUUUCUCUACCUAUAACAUAUUGCUGCCAUUUAACCCUUUCUUCACUUCUUAUGGGGUUGCAAAGUGGCAACAGCGUCAUAAGAACUUAUGAUAAAACUUUCAUUUCACUUGUAUAAUGAAUGGCAGCAUCAAUCUGGAAUGCCAAACCUAUUCUUGGACUUGAGGACCAAUCAAACUACAUUUCAGCCUUGUGUAGCUAAUCCUUCUCAGCACUGUGAGAGUACCUUUACCAGAGCAAUGUAGCUGUGUAAGAACUCCGCUCAUCACGGUCAGUGCUGACCUUGCUAAAGAUCUCACAAACUAAUAAGUAUCCCUGAAUUUUAGGAACUUUCUUGUAUUCUCCUUUUCAUGGUGGAUGGGGUCCUGUCAGAGGCUGUGACUACAGCAACACUCAAACUGCGGCUCUGCAUAGCAGUGUGUUCCUGUUCUUGGAGCUCACUGACCUCCAGGUACAGCCUGUAGUUAGGCACUAUUGGGUGUGGCUUUGUAUGGCCCUGUCGACAUGAAUUCUCACCGUGUGUCACGAACAUUAUGGAGAGCCGCAACAGCGAGAGCGGCUGUCGAAAACAGAGGCCUCUGCACUCGGGCGAUGCUCUCCCUCCCUCCCCCUCUCUCUGUCUCGAUGGCGGAUGAGUGUCUGCUGCUGAUUUUCGAGUUGGGGAACUCGAAAUAAAAAGUGAUACUGCAGACUGUGACAGUAACAUCAGAACAGUGACUGUUUGUCCCCCCUCUCGCAGUGCAAAAAUUGAUAUCUGUCUCUCUCUCGUUAGAGAGAGAGAGGCCCUGUGGGAUGUUGAAAUGCUGCAGUGAACAGUUAGUUUUUGAUGUACUGCAGACCAUGGUCUCUUCUGGGGUGGCUUUGCUGCUCCUUGCAUGGUGGGAAUGCUGAUGCUUUAUGCUAGAAUAAGCGGAGGGAGGGGAAGAGUUGAUGCUGCUUGCUGCAAGGGAGGGGGCAUGGGGCUUUGGGCUUCUUACUUUUUUCUUUAUCAUUCAUUCAUUGGUGAUUUUCAUCUGUUUCAAGGAUGUCUGCGGAGAGUAAGAACUUCAGGCUGUAUAUUGUACACAUUCUCUGAUAUUUAAUGGAACCAUUGAACCAUUGUUUGCAUAUUGCCUUCUGGUAGUCUUUGUAAACUGUGGCAAGGAACAUAAUCAGAGACAAUAAAGAAUUCUAAUCCAGUGUAAGACCAAAGAAAGUCCACAACCUUUCUUCCUCUCUCCCCUCCAUGUAUUCCCUAAAUACCCAAAUGUUGUCAUUGUGUCCUAAGGUCUAUGUUGUAGCCUUCACAAAGCCAGAGACUGUUUAACAGAUGAUCUGACCUCAAAAGGUUAUGAAGGAGGAUGAGGAGUUCAAUUCACCAACUCCGCUCAUCUUCAUCAGCGGCAGACAUACAACAGUGAUUUUAAAAUGGAACUGAGAUACCGUUUCCUGCAGUUUGCAGUUUAAAGAAGAUGAAUUAUCAACAAUUGCCUGCACUGUCUAAAAUA
Messenger RNA from Mobula hypostoma (lesser devil ray), 4706 nucleotides. Its product is annotated as hemagglutinin/amebocyte aggregation factor-like. Gene Ontology annotation, biological process: collagen fibril organization. The record is from RefSeq and is a predicted model, not a curated record. Lineage: Eukaryota; Metazoa; Chordata; Chondrichthyes; Myliobatiformes; Myliobatidae. Gene Ontology annotation, cellular component: extracellular matrix.